UGAAAACUGCCUCCGAGCGGUCCUGGAGUUAGUCCGAAGGCGCCAAAACUCGAAUGUGCUGAAAGUACACAGUUUUCCCGUCAUUUUGAUACUAAAUAUGCCAUGGUUUCUUCGAUGUUCGCUUAGCAAGAGACAGUAGAGGAAAUAGUAAAAGAAAAGGUAAGGUUUAUUUGUCGUUUCUAUCGUAUUUUUGGCUAGGAUAGUUUUUUAAGUUUCUCUACUUAUCCGAGAAUUUGUGCUACGAACCGAAACUUCAAAGCCUUGACAAAAGCUCUAUGAUUUUUGUUUUCCUAAUUUUGCCUUCUUUCCUUAGUUUUUUAUGAGUUAAUUUCUAGGAUGCCGCACACAAAGAACACGCGCUUUAACUUGGCUCAAUUCAUGAAAGCUCGCAAGGUUGCAAGGGAGAAAGCUGUUGAUGAAAAUCGCAAGCUAUCGGCAGAGUACAAAAAAGUCCAGCGAGCCCAAGAAAAGUUGGCCACAGUCAGGGAACACUUCAAAGACAUAACAAAUGAAUUAGAAAAUAUUCCUUCACAGGGACAGGUAUCUCAGGCACGAACAAGAAGCCCUACUGCACUUGUCAAUGGAGAAUCAACACUGGGACCAAGGACCGCAAGGAAAAGGAGGCAUGAAACCAUUGAAGCUGCUGCCAAAAUUCAUGGGAGCUCAAAUGAACAUUCCUCAGCCUGUUUCGAGGGAAUGUUUGACACUCUGCAAAAGAGAUGCAAGUUAGAUAAGUUAACAAAAUAUGUGACAGAGAACAAGCAGUUGACCAAUAGAAUAGUUUGUAAAGAGUAUAAGAAGAGUGUGUUAGAAUUUGAAAAGUCAGAUGACAACAUUGUUCGAAGUAUUGCAACAUAUUAUGCAAGUGGUGUAAUGGGGAAACGAAAGUACAAAAGUGUAAGACUGGUGCUUUCAAUGAAAUCAAAUAAAGGCAAACCAGGGAAAAGAACAAGUAUUUCAAUUUGUAAAGGCUGUAAGGUUCCAAAGCUUCUAACUUAUAGUAACCUUGUAGAACAGUUAAAAAAGAUUGACAUUGGGACUGUUCAUGAAAUUGACCCAGACUAUCUAGAGGGCUUAGAAACUGAAAACCAAGUCAAUGGUGCAUAUAGAGACUUGAGACAAUACCCACCACUUGCUGUGUCCUCUUAAUAAAUGUGAUGGUGAAAGGCGUUUCAGAAGUUAUGGAAACUUUUGAAGUUCCUUUUCUUGUUCCUUUACUCUGCUUAAUAAGGAAUUCUCGGACUGAGUCUCUGCUUAGCUCAGAUAACUGGGCAAAAUCUCGAAUCAGUCUGUUCUCUCUGUUAUAGUAGAUUAUAUCUGUGUGUUUUUCUUCGUUGUGCACAACACCAUAAGCGGAACGGGCCUU
Messenger RNA from Pocillopora verrucosa, 1366 nucleotides. The record is from RefSeq and is a predicted model, not a curated record. NCBI's taxonomy places the organism in Eukaryota, Metazoa, Cnidaria, Anthozoa, Scleractinia, Pocilloporidae.